Molecule: messenger RNA, 853 nt
Organism: Phlebotomus argentipes
Lineage: Eukaryota; Metazoa; Arthropoda; Insecta; Diptera; Psychodidae
Exons: 3
Coding region: 99-755 (218 amino acids)
Source: RefSeq, a predicted model, not a curated record
AGAGACAGCCUCUCGGCGCUCGCAUUUACAUUCUGGCAGACAGUUGGUUAGUGAGGAUCUCUUGGAAAAGUGUCUCUGGAGAAUUGGCACUGCUGGAGAUGGACUUUUUCAACGACUCCUUCAGAACCUCCGUGGGCAGUUCCCUGGAGGACUUGAGUGUUGUGGAAUUCAACGGUGCUCUAACGCUCUCUUACGAGGAACUGACCAACGUAAAUACCGACUAUGCGAGAUUCCUGGGACCUCGAACGCACGCCCUCGAUCUCACGGGAAAUGAUCUAACGGAUCUCUCCUUCCUCGGCUACUUCACGAAGCUCCACACUCUCGUCCUGGACGGCAACACUCACAUGUUCAUCCGCACACUGCCGCACAUCAACGGUUUGUCCACAUUCUGGGCCAACAACUGUAACAUCCAAAACUACCCAGAAUUCAUCGCAGUUCUGGCGGAUCGCUUUCCCAACCUCAAGUUUCUGUGCAUCCUCAACAACCCUGGAGUUCCAUCGUACAUUUCGCGGUCGCGCUUCUAUUCGAUAAUCCUGUACAGGAACUUUGUGAUAAACCGCUUCGCUCUUAUUCAACAUCUGGACGAUUGUCGCGUGAUGGAGAAGAAGAGUUUCUUCCAUAUGGCCCUUUGCUAUUUGUACAGGCGAUCGAGAGCAAACAAGUACCACGAUAAGUCGAUAAAGUUCCUCUUCAGCAACAAGACUUUCCCCAGGAAGAAGUGCACUGUGAGGAUUACUGUUCCCAGACUCAUCUAAACUACGCCCGGAUUCAUUGUGGACUAUUUAAAAUUACUUGUAAGACAGUGGAGAAUUUUAUGAAGUUGAAAUGCAUGAUUUUGAAUGAGGUUUUAAAA